UCAAGAGUGUUGGACAGUGUUUUGUUUUGCCUCUAGCUAUACCUACAUAUAAAGUACCUAGGUACCUACCUUUAUUAUAACAGUUGUUAAAUUACCUUUCCUAAUUAUUAAAUAUGGAUUUCAACGAUAAAGUAGUGCUUAUAACUGGCGCUAGCUCGGGUCUCGGGGCCGCAACAGCUAUCCACUUGUCAAAACAAUCAGCGAAACUGGUGCUAGUGGGCCGCAAAGAAAAUAAUUUGAAGAAAAUCGCGUUAUAUUGCGAAAAGGCUAAAGGAAUAAAACCACACGCGAUUGUGGCUGAUGUUACUGUCGAUGAAGAUUUGGAAAGAAUUAUUAAUGAAACUAUAGAAAAUUUCGGAAAACUAGAUGUGUUGGUUAACAACGCCGGCGUAACUGCAAUGGGUGGGAUUAAAAAGUCGGAUAUGGCCAGUUAUGAUAAAAUAAUGUCCGUAAAUACGAGGGCCGUUUUUCAUCUAACGAUGCUAGCAACUCCUCAUCUGGUACAGAGUAAGGGAUGCAUCGUUAACGUGUCCAGCAUCACAAGCACGAGACCUAACACUAUCUCCUUAGCUUACAAUAUGUCAAAAGCGGCUUUGGAUCAAUUUACUAAAUGCGUCGCUUUAGAGUUGGCGCCGGACGGAGUGCGAGUUAAUGCCGUCAAUCCUGGUUUCGUAAAAACCAACAUAAUAAAAGAUAUCGGCUUAACAGAAGACCAAAUAGAUAUGUUCGCAAAAAAUGUAGCAUCAGGAACACCGCUCAAGAAGAUAGUGGAAGCGAAUGAGGUUGCCUCUUUAAUAGCUUAUCUAGCGAGCGAUGCUUCAAAAAGCAUCACAGGUUGUUGUUAUCCCAUAGAUGGUGGUCGAUUAUUGGUUUAGGAUGUUUCCUAUGUCAUACCAUUAUAUUUUCUCAGGCAGUAUUCCUUCUUUAUUCACUCGCGACAAUACAUUAUUUCGUAAGUCGCUUAUUAUAAGCGACUUACGAAAUUAUGUACCUAUAUAAUGUCAUAGAUAUUAUAUUUUCUAGUCAUAGAUAUUUACAAAAAACAUAAUUUUCAUUAACUUUAUCUACCUAUUUAAAAUGCAUUUUAUUUUUAUACUAAACUACUAAUUACCUAUUAGUUAGAUUCGAAAUAAUGAUCAAACUUGUUGCAAUUCUAUUAAAUUAUAUGAGAUUAAAUAUUA
Colias croceus (clouded yellow) is the source of this 1181-nucleotide messenger RNA. Its product is annotated as 3-oxoacyl-[acyl-carrier-protein] reductase FabG-like. The coding region runs from base 114 to 875 and encodes 253 amino acids. Gene Ontology annotation, molecular function: oxidoreductase activity. The record is from RefSeq and is a predicted model, not a curated record. The transcript has a single exon. Lineage: Eukaryota; Metazoa; Arthropoda; Insecta; Lepidoptera; Pieridae.